Messenger RNA from Amborella trichopoda, 3005 nucleotides. RefSeq names its product protein STRUBBELIG-RECEPTOR FAMILY 3. The record is from RefSeq and is a predicted model, not a curated record. Gene Ontology annotation, molecular function: ATP binding; protein kinase activity; protein binding. Gene Ontology annotation, biological process: protein phosphorylation. NCBI's taxonomy places the organism in Eukaryota, Viridiplantae, Streptophyta, Magnoliopsida, Amborellales, Amborellaceae.
UCCUUUCUCUUCUCUUUUUUUCCGAAAAUUUUCCCUCUUAUUGAUAUAUUAUAAAAACUUUUAAACUUUAAAUUGCUCUCCUUCCAUUAUUACUCAGAGUUCGAAUUUCUCUCUCUCUCUCUCUAUAACUGAAAAGACAGGGCUCCAAUAUUUUCACUGGUUAUUCCGUCUCUCUCUCUAUCUCUCUCUCCUGGUCUUGAGAGUGGUAGAAUAAUGUGGAAAUCGUUGGUGAAUUCAGAGAAUAAUAUCACAAAUGUUAGAAUUCAGUACCAUUUUGUCACAUUUUUUGGAUAAACUGCGUGAUUUUGAGGUGCUAGCUUUUAGUUAAAAGGAAAUCUCAAAGUUUAAACGAAUGUUGGUGAAAUUGGCUGAUUAAUACGAGCAUGGGAAAUUUGAGUAUCAUCAUCACAGUCUUGAUCGGAGCCCUUUUUCUGCCAAGCAUUCCAUUCUCCCAUUGCUAUACUGAUGUUCAAGAUGUAUUUGCAAUUAACAGCUUAUAUGCGGCUCUGGACUCACCUCCAAUUCCUGGAUGGGUUGCUCUUGGAGGAGAUCCCUGUGGUGACAUGUGGCAGGGUGUCCAAUGUACUUUUGCUAACAUUACUGCAAUUGUACUCAAUGCCGCGAAUUUAGGGGGACAGCUUGGUGCGGCAUUAGGAAACUUCACAUCUCUAAUAACAAUUAACCUGAGCAACAAUCAUAUUGGGGCCACUAUCCCGGACAGUUUACCCCCUCACUUGCAACAGCUAUUUCUUUCAGAUAAUCAGUUCAUAGGGACUAUACCGAGUUCCUUAUCAGAACUAUCUCUUUUGUUAGACAUGUCACUCAACGACAAUCUCUUAACAGGACCAAUUCCAGAUGCCUUUCAGGCCCUUUCGAGUAUUAUUAAUCUGGAUCUGUCUAAUAAUAAUAUAACUGGACAGUUGCCAGCCUCCAUGCAAGACCUGUCUUCUUUGACUACACUGCACCUGCAAAAUAAUCAAUUGUCUGGAAUUCUUGAUGUCCUGGAAAAUCUUCCUCUAAAAAAUUUACAUAUAGAGAACAAUUUGUUCUCCGGACCAAUACCUCCAGCUUUGUUCAAUAUCCCUGACUUUGUUAAGGAUGGGAAUCCAUUCAAUACUACUCCAGCCCCAUCACCACCGCCACAUGUCAUAUCACCUCCUCCUAUUUCCAAUUCACCAGUCUCUGAAGUACCUCCAAGGAUGCAUGCACAGGGACCCUCAUCUACUCAAUCUGGUUCUGACUUGGAUGCUGGAAGUAGAAAAUUCUUGGCAACGAAAAAUAUUGUUGGCUUAUCAGCUGCUGGAGCUGUUAUUAUCGCAUUUGUGGUAUGCUCUUUAAUUUUCAUCGCAUGUCGAAAGAGAAAAUCAAGGAACAGACCUAGUAAGACACAAGAAAUGGGCAAAGAAUCCCCAAAGAAACAACUACUUGCUGACUCAUUGGUCCGGCCUUCUAAUCCUUCUAAGAAAGAUCACGAGGGAAGAGUUCAGAAGCAAGGAGAUGAGCACCAUGUUAAUAUGGUUGCGACUGAUGCAAAUUUGAAGCAGCCUCCUGGAGAGAAUGCGACAAAAAUGCCUGUAAAGAAAUUAACAUGGAGGCCAAUCCAGAAGAAUCCAAACAAUUCAAUAUCUGCAGUACCUUAUACUAUUGCAUCUCUUCAGCAGUUUACAAACAGUUUUGCACAAGAAAACUUGAUUGGAGAAGGUUCUUUAGGUAGAGUUUACAGGGCAAAGCUUUUUGAUGGAAAGCUUUUGGCCGUGAAAAAGCUAGACAUUCCGUCUCCCUUGAUGCAGUCUGAUGAAACGUUUCUAGAGCUGGUAUCAAGCAUCUCAAAACUACGACAUGUUAAUAUUGCUGAGCUUGUUGGUUAUUGUUCAGAACAUGGCCAGCAGUUGUUGGUCUACGAGUACUAUGGUAAUCGAACCCUACAUGAGGCCCUCCACUUGGGGGAUGAAGUUGGCAGAAAGUUGUCUUGGAAUGUCCGUCUAAAGGUUGCCCUUGGAGUUUCAAGAGCCCUGGCAUACCUCCAUGAAGCCUGUGAGCCUCCAGUAGCACAUCAGAACUUCAAGUCAGCUAAUAUUCUCUUUGAUGAAGAGAUGUCUGCUCGCCUCUCUGAUUGUGGUUUGUCUGCACUGAUAUCUUCUGACCUUAUGAGCCCGAUUCCCUCCCUUGCGCUUGGGUCAUUUGGUUACAGCCCCCCAGAGGUGUCCAUGUCAGGGGCUUACACUCUUCAAAGUGAUGUUUAUUGUUUUGGAGUUGUGAUGUUAGAACUUCUUACUGGGCGUAAACCCUUUGACCGGGAACGCCCUAGAGGGGAGCAUUCAUUGGUUAGAUGGGCAGCUCCUCAGCUUCAUGACAUUGAAGCCUUGUCGAAAAUGGUGGAUCCUGCUCUAAGUGGAAACUAUCCAGCAAAAUCUUUGUCACGGUUUGCUGACAUUAUUUCUUUAUGUGUUCAGCCAGAGCCAGAAUUCCGACCACCAAUGUCAGAGAUUGUACAGGCACUUGUAAGAAUGAUUCAGAGAGAAAACCCAACUAACAAGAAUUCGAGAUCAAAUGGAGGAUUGGAUCCAGAGCAUCAUGCCUCAUCCUCAAGACCAUAAUCGUUGGUACCUCUUUCAAUUCAUCCCUGAAAAGGAACUGGAAAAUGGGGAAAUCCAGAAUCCAUUCUCCAGAAAAUCCUAGGGAAGCUAACCAUUAUCUUGAGAGAUCAAUGUGGUCUGUCCAUUCUUUCUUGGGUCUUAAAUUGUGACAUAGUUGCAGGGCAUUGAUUUUUUAUUUGGAAUUUAGCCCUAAUUGAUUUAAGUUUUACCCUUUUUCUUUCCUGGUUUUGAAAGCAGUGUUUAACUUGUAUUAGAAAUCGGAUUAGUUUCUGAACGGCUGGUUCAGAUUUUCAAAAGGUGAUGUUCGGUUGUUUGAUCUUACUAUCCAUUGUAAUACAGUGCCUUUAGUUCACUUGAGCUGAGGAUUAAAUAAUUGUUUACAUUUAAUUACUAAUGCUUUCCAUGUGA